This is a messenger RNA of Pyricularia oryzae 70-15, 2662 nucleotides long. RefSeq lists its product as uncharacterized. Gene Ontology annotation, molecular function: NAD+ binding. The record is from RefSeq and is a predicted model, not a curated record. Lineage: Eukaryota; Fungi; Ascomycota; Sordariomycetes; Magnaporthales; Pyriculariaceae. The transcript is spliced from 2 exons. Bases 1028 to 2560 code for a protein of 510 amino acids.
GAAACAUUGCACCCCAAAUUGUGCGGAUCCAAAGUUUAAACAAGUUGAUGGAUUGCGUUGGUAUUCCUGGAGGUGAUGUUGACAUUGUGUCAAAGGUGGCUAAACGUCGCUCGUUGACACCUGGCAUUGUCGUAUUGAUAGCUGCGGAUCGAAUGCAGUGACAAAAGAUCAAUUGUGGAGUAAACCUCGGAAUUUGUCCAAGCCCACCAACGCACCUUACUCUUUGAGUAAAGGUGGGCUGGGCUGCAGAAGCACUUCAGCCGCGUUCCUAAACCAGGGCCUGGAUUUAACGGAUCUCCUUAUCAUCUAUCUAAUUUUCCUUUUGUUGUCUUUGCUUCCUUUGAUUGCUUUUGCAUCAGUUAGUUAUCUUGUCGCCAAGUGACGGGCGCCCAACAUGGGACAACUGUCACGUGCCUGUCCACGUAACGUAGCCGAAGCACGCAGGGCGAACGUCGGGUUUGAUUAACCGCAAAUCCAUCAAUCUUCCCAAACCCGUCACCGCCAUCGGUUUCGUGUCAUUAGUCUCCUCCUUUUUGCGAUUGUGCCAGAUCACUUUCUGGCGGCGAAGAUUCGCCCUUUGCGCGUGCGCAUCCUGCUUCCCUUCCCGUCGGUUCCCUCGAUAACCAUUCAAUUGAUUUUGACCGACCGGAAGGGCCCGACGGGUUCCAUCGUUUUGUUUCUGCCUUUGCACCAGGCUUCAAGGGCAUGUUUUUUUUUCUUGGCCAUGGUAUCGCUGAAUUCGGCCGAUUGAUCAAUUGAUAGAUGCAGCGACACUCUUUAUUAGCGAUCACGUUAUCAAUCAAUCGCACAGCAUCAUUGGGUUGACAUCAACAACAAUAAUGUCGCUCAAUUCUUCAUUUCUACAGCUAUACUAAACUUUCAUUUCAUUUCCUUGCCCUUUUGUUGAGUCGGCGUUUGGUACCCUGGAAUUGGUGUCACAUCGGAAACAAGAGUGCCGAUAUCGCACAGGUCCAUUGCUCGCUAAGCCACCCCAAAGCCCCAAUCAUCAGUCGCCCGUGAACCAGUCAUGGACGAUUAUGGACUUGACGACGUAAUGGACCGCCAUACCAGCCAGGCAUCACCAACACUGGACCAGAUUGCACGCUAUAUACUCGCCAAUCCCGGUUCUCCGCCCGGCAUCAUCAUUCUCGCCGGGGCCGGCAUUAGCACUUCGGCGGGGAUCCCGGACUUCCGCUCGCCCAAGACCGGACUUUACGACAACCUAGCUCGUUUCAGCCUCGACAGCCCGACCGACGUGUUCGAUAUUAACUUUUUCCGCACCAAUCCGCAGCCCUUUUACUCCCUGGCCCCGGAGCUUUACCCAGGCCGAUAUGCGCCCACCAUCUCACAUGCGUUCGUGGCUCUGCUAGCCCGCAAGGGACUGCUGGCCAUGCUGUUCACGCAGAAUAUCGACGGCCUUGAAAAGGCGGCCGGGGUGCCGCCGGACUUGGUCGUCGAGGCCCACGGUAGUUUUGACUCGCAGCGUUGCAUCGACUGCGCGCAAGAGUUUCCCGCCGCGGACAUGCGAGCCCACGUUGCUACGUCCAGCGUUCCGCACUGUGGAAAGUGUGGCGGCCUGGUCAAGCCGGACAUUGUCUUUUUCGGCGAGCAGCUGCCGGACAGGUUCUUUCGCGCAAGGGAGGCGCACUUGCCGGACCUAGAAGGUGCACCGAUCCCUGAAAUAUUGGGCGGUGCGCGGCAGGUGGUCAUCGUCAUGGGCACAAGCCUCAGCGUGCCCCCGUUUUGUGAACUUCCGGUCAGGGCAGCGGAUGGCGUCCCGAGGCUUUUGUUCAACCGGGAGGUGGUUGGGGACUUUGGGGAGAGGGCACAGGAUGUUGUUGAGCUUGGAGAUUGCGAUUCUGGGGUCAGGAAGCUGGCGGAGAUGCUGGGCUGGGGGGAGGAGUUGGAGGUUGAGUGGCGGAGGGUGGUGGGCAAUGAGGAGGCUGAGAGGCAGCUUGUGCGAGCUGCUGCCGCUGCGGCUCCUCAUCCCAUCUUGGAGAUGGACGAUGGACUGUCGGAAGACAGCUCUGACACGUCCGAUUCCGCCUCUGAUAAGGACGAUUUAAUGAGCGACGAUGGUGGAAAUACGGAUCACGAGGUCAACGAUUUUAGCAGCUCAUCAUUCGGUGCUGUCGCCACGCCGCUUACUCUGGACAGCGUCUACUACAACCCCCAUCAGGAUCAGAUGGUUCAUAUUUCAUCGAGUCUUCCAUCGGUUUCCUUGGCGGCAGACCUUGCCUGCCUUGUACCACCGGUCGAAGGGGAUUUUGUCGGCUCGUUUGACCAUCACAACUUUCUUAUCGACCCGAUCGACACACGACAAGGACAAUCAACCGGUUACUUAGACCAUAGUCAUGCGAUGCUGGAUCUCGUCCCAUUGCCACAUGGCCAUGGCGAGAGUGGUUCGGUUGACGAUGAACGUGGAAACCAGAAUUUAGAGGACGGUGUCAGAAACCAUGACAUUGACGGCCCCAACGACACGAACGAGGGCGCAAAGACCACGAGGACUUUCCAGCUCACCGACUCGCGAGUUCAGACUGAGGGAAAUCCAUCCGCUUGAUGUGUUUGUGAGGUUUCUGGUAUACGAGUCAAUCAGCCAGCCUCGGUUGCGCUGCCGCCCUCAAUUGUAGUCCCUUUGCCCCUCCAACGAUAGAUAGCUGGC